Paramuricea clavata is the source of this 728-nucleotide messenger RNA. Lineage: Eukaryota; Metazoa; Cnidaria; Anthozoa; Malacalcyonacea; Plexauridae. The record is from the annotation of a GenBank genome assembly.
AUGCCGACUGCUCUAUCCAAACCACAGCAUUAUGAAAGCAUCGCAAAGAAGUACUCGGAAAUUAAUGAACUACAAGUUCAAUGGAGUAAAGAACUAGCGGGAAGUGCUGGGAUAAAGCCCGGCGAUAGAGUGCUUGACAUGGGCUGUGGAACAGGAGAACUCACUUCAUAUCUUGCGAACCUAGUUGGCAAAGAUGGUGAAGUAGUUGCUGUGGAUCCAGACUUCGAAAGAAUCAAAGUUGCCUGCGAGAAACACCCGCUCGAGAACAUCAUAUUCGAAAAUGGGGAAAGUUCAAGUGAAUUUCCACAUUACGAUAAACAAUACUUUGAUAUACACUUUUAAUUAAAUUAAAAUUUAAGUAACUUCGUCUUUCAAUGGCUGAAUAACCAAGAAAAGAAAAUCUUCGUCCAGACUGCGUUUAAUUGUCUCAAACCUGGCGGAAUGAUAGCAAUUCAAAGUCAUGAUAAAGAACCUGAAAUUGUGAAGGAAUUUACCAAACAACUAGUCCCAAACAAUAUCGAGAACAAUCAGCCAACAGUGCACCUUCUCGAGAAAGCAGACGCAGAAGAAUUGUUACGAAAUAGUGGUUUCGUCAUUCUAUCCAGCAAAUACAGUUUCAUGGCCCACAAAUUCCAAAACAUCGCAGAGUUUUCCAGUUGGGUUUAUGCCUCGGAUUACUGGGAUGUAAGUAAAUUGUCAACUCAAAACAUGACGAAUUUUGCCAGCAG